ACACACCCUUUUAUAACUCAUCUGCUAUUCCCCGUCUUUUCCCAUCCACACACACCCUUGACUCUCUCUCUCGUACGUUUCUCAGAACAACAAGAAGGCAUCACAGAUUUUCGAGCUUAAGUGUCUGUUCUUCGAUUCGAGCACAAUAUUGCAAGUUUUCAAAGGCUUGAAAUCAGUUUCUUGAAUUAACAGUAGGGAAAAAGGAGAGAAAGAAGAAGAGGAAGAGAUGGCGACAGUGAGCAACGUCAACCACCAAGAUAACAACCCCAACACCAACAACGUCGCGGCGUCGGCCCCGCCAGUAUCGUCGGCUAAGCAGACUGUGCCAACGGCGAAGACCGUUGACACCCAGUCUGUUCUGAAAAGGCUGCAAUCUGAGCUAAUGGCCCUUAUGAUGAGUGGUGAUGCUGGAAUAUCAGCUUUCCCUGAGGAGGACAACAUAUUCUGCUGGAAGGGGACAAUCACAGGCAGCAAAGAUACAGUCUUUGAAGGAACUGAAUACAAGUUAUCCCUCGUCUUUCCCUCUGACUAUCCUUUUAAGCCACCUAAGGUCAAAUUCGAGACGGGCUGCUUCCAUCCCAACGUCGAUGUUUAUGGGAAUAUUUGCUUGGACAUAUUGCAGGAUAAGUGGUCAUCUGCCUAUGAUGUGAGGACAAUCUUGCUGUCAAUUCAGAGUUUGCUUGGAGAGCCAAACACAAGCUCACCUCUUAACACCCAGGCGGCUUCACUUUGGGUCAAUCAAGAAGAGUAUAGGAAGAUGGUGGAGAAACUAUACAAGCCAACUGCAUAAAGAUAUAGCAAUUUCAGAUUCUUCAUUUACAAUGAUAUGCUCAGAGAUCUUAGUAGUUUGAUUGUCUCACUUCAUCAUUCUUUAGUUGCUAAAGAGAGAAUAAUCUUUCUAACAUAUGAGAGAAGAAUAGCACUUUGGUUGAAUACUUUGUAAUGGAAAAGAUUGAAGGUUCAAUGGUGAAGUUUUUGAUGCUGGGAAUGAGCUUUUACAGCUUACUUGAUUGCAGAUAAAUUGUAAGUAUGAUUUCAAACAUAUGAACAAAAAGUGUGGCUGCUGAUCAUAUUUAUAUUAUUUUUGUAUAAAAGAAUA
Sesamum indicum (sesame) is the source of this 1099-nucleotide messenger RNA. RefSeq names its product ubiquitin-conjugating enzyme E2 20. NCBI's taxonomy places the organism in Eukaryota, Viridiplantae, Streptophyta, Magnoliopsida, Lamiales, Pedaliaceae. The record is from RefSeq and is a predicted model, not a curated record.